CCUCCCCCCUGGUUACCGUUCUUCACAUCUAUCCGUUAGAGAGAGCAGGUGUUGCUGUGUUAAACAGCCACAGGUCUCAUUUACCUUGCAACCCCCACCUCCCUCUCGACCAUACGCAGAGACACACAAGCUCCUCUCUUCCGAGCGGCUGAGAGGUUGCUAUGGCAAUGGUUGUCAUGAUGCCAAUGUAGCGUCCUGAAGGUAGUAGUUGUGGAGGUAGUGGUGGAACUGGAGGAGGUGGCGGCAGCGCCGGUGGUGAACGUCCAGGGAUGGGAAGUGCUCCGUAUCCAGCCGGGGAGUGGAAGGGGAAAGGGCGAGGCGGCCUGCAGGAGCUGGGCUGCAUGCCCUGGAAGGUCAGCAAGCAGAAAGGUGGAGGAGGAGGAGGAGGAGGCGGAGGGGAGGUGGUGGUUGGAGCGGAGGAGAAGAGGUGCAGGGAUCCCAGGGACUCUCAGCAGCAGCAGCAGGAUCUUUCAUCUUCCUGUUCCUCCCUCACCCCUCCAGCGCCUCCCCAGUCCUCUCUGACACCUCCAGCCAUUUAUCAUGAGAAGCAGCGGAGGGAGCUGUGCGCCCUGCAUGCGCUCAAUAACGUCUUCCAGGACAGGACGGCCUUCAGUCGGGACACCCUGCAGGAGAUAUACCAGAGGCUUUCUCCCAGCACUCUGGUGACGCCUCAUAAGAAGAGCAUGCUGGGAAAUGGGAACUACGAUGUAAAUGUCAUUAUGGCAGCCCUGCAGACCCGAGGUUUUGAGGCAGUUUGGUGGGAUAAAAGAAGGGAUGUUGGCAGCAUCGAGCUGUCCAACGUGACAGGCUUCAUUCUGAAUGUGCCGUCCAACCUGCGCUGGGGGCCACUCCGGCUGCCGCUCAAACGCCAGCACUGGAUAGGAGUCAGAGAGGUGGGAGGAGUCUACUACAAUUUGGACUCCAAACUGCGUAGCCCUCAACCAAUCGGCAAUCCGGAUGAGCUCAGGAAGUUUCUCCGCCAGCAGCUGCGAGGGAAGAAUUGUGAACUCCUAUUGGUUGUCUCAGAAGAAGUGGAGGCACGCCAAACAUGGAGGUCUGAUGGCUAAAGGUUUAACCAGCCAAUCACAGCUCCUUCUGGGCCAAUGGGCCAAUCACAGAAUGAACAGGAGAGGAGGUAGCGUCGUGCACAGCCAAACACAUGGAUGCACACUUACAGAUGUAUUUUUUCCCCCCUUUUUUGGGUUUUGUUUACACGGCCAUUGCUGGACUCUUGUCGGAUAAGAUGCAGAGCAAUGAAGGAAGCAAACACUUUACAGGGAGAAUAAAGAAUCACAGUCCUUUACUCGCAACACAGUUAAGACUUAUGGAAAGUUAUUAUUCUGUUUCUGCUAUUUCUGUGUUUUAUAUAUAUUGACUAUUUUCCAAAUGUCGGUUUUGAUCCGUUGAUUUUUUUUUGUUAGUUUUUUCCUUUUUACUGUUCAAGUUUCCAAAGUCAUGGGAGUUCAGGCUUUAUGAAAAAUGCUGUGUUUAUCUGCUGGUCUCCUUCAGCGACCCUCCCAGCUUUAGCCAUGAUGUUCACUGAUGUGUCUUCGUGUUUCUGGACGUCGUGAAUCCCUCUCUCUCUCUCUCUCUCUCUGUCUGUAUCCUCCGUCCUUCACUUUCACCAAAGCGUGUCCUUCCUUGCCUCAGUGUGACUCCAUCUCACUCUUCCUCUCUUCUCCCUUUCACAUAUCACAGGUCUAAAUCAGUGAUUUCUUGCCAACUUUGUAUUUCAUCCACUUUCCAAACACUUCUGGUACAGACUGAGCCUACACUGUGCAGAGGCUGUGCUGACACAACAGUUUUAUAUGGCAACAAAGCAAUGCAACACCCUGGCCAAGCGCUCCCUCUAGUGGAGGUUUUGCCUAAGUUUCCUUCCAUUCCUUCCUUUUUUGUUUAAUUUUUCACGUUCAAAUGGUUACUGUAAAGUAAUGAAGUCUGCUUGUUAUCAAAGAAAUAAUGCAAUACUAACAAUUACUGUCCUUUAGUAGAAUUAUACUGUAUCAUGAUAUAACAAUCAUUAAGUUGGAAAGAAAGAGAGAAAAUUAAACUUAUCAAAAUGUUCCCCAAAAUAUAAAGUGACAGAAAUUGGCCUGCAUCAAUCUUACAGCAUCACAGCACAGUUUUUACUUUGGAAAAAGCAAUCAACAAAACGAUCUCAACUCAAAGUCCUCUAACUUGCUUGUUCUGGAGCUUUUGAUCAAAUUACACAGUGCUCGUCAGUGGAAUGAGUUGACUCAGUUGUCAUGGAAAUGUAGAUGCUCAAACUUUCCAGCAGCGCUUAAAUGAUUGUUGAUUAAUCCUUUAGUCGAUCGGCAGUAGAUUACUCAACAAUUUUUUUUUUAUAACCUGUUAAUCAUUCAAAAAAUUAAGUAUCUAGUUCCAGCUUAUGUUUUAUUGACUGUGCAGUUAAUUGAGAAAAUAACUGGCAGAUUAAUCAAUAAUGAAAAUCACCAUUAGUUGCAGCCUUUCUUUACAGGAUAUAGUUCUAUGGUAACUGAGUAAAGUUAAUCUGCUGAUGAGGACUGUAAGAUUCGGUCAAAAGCUCCGGGACAAUCAAGGUGAAUGGACUUUCAGCACGUUAUUGUCACAAAAAUGUCAUAUCAGUGUAAAAAGAAUAUUAUUUUGUUCGUCCAUAUCACCUACUCUUUCUUAAUGAGAGCCACAGUAAUUUCUUGCACAGUGGUAAAAUGUCUCCAGACAGACAGAUCACACCACAAGGGUUAAACUUGAUUCUUUUGAUUUUAAAUAAUUAUUCUUUUGGCUCCACAGUGGUCCAAAGGAUCUCCACCACAGCAGCCCUCUGUAGCACAGGAGCUCAGCUGAUGCAGGGCUCCUCCUCCUCUUAAACAUCUCUCGUCAAACCUGCCAAACACAGUCAAAGUCUUAUAUAGUCAGCAGUGAUGUAUAAUGUGUAAGGUUUCAGUCUGAGGAGGGGUUUCGGCAGGUUGUUUGUGUGAAGGGAAGUUGUCAGUUUAAGAAACGGUGGAUGGAGUGUAGUGUGCCUGGGUAGUGAGUCUAGGAAAAAAAAAAGAAAUGUGGGAAGAAAAGUGAAAUUUGAUGGGCCAGCGAGUGAGCACAUGUCCAACCAGAUGUGUGUUUCGGUUGAUUAUUGUGAAAUAGGCCUUAUGAAAGAGUCUGCUGUCGUAGCUUUCAGAUCUAUCAGUUUAAGAUAAACUGUUUAUACUGUACAAGUAUUGUCUGUUAAUGACAAUAUUGGCCUUAACUUGUUUACAUUUAAAAAUAUAUGUGUUGCUCUGAAAGAUUAAGAGGGUCUGUGCAGUUUGAUGCCAUUUCAGGAGAUUUAUUCCAAAGCACCAGUUUAUCAUAAAUUUAGAGGAGAAACAGCCGAUGCUCCACCAGUGUACAGACUAACUAACCUGUAAUGAUGUUUUCACUUUUGCAGCCAAGGACUUUAUGUUAUUUUCAAUUGUUUGAAAUAGUAUGAUUUUAUAAAGAUAAUAUCACUUGAUUUUCAACGGUGCAUGUGUUAUUUUGGAAUGAAACUCUUCAGUUCCAUCCCAGUCUGUAGACCUUCAAUGUCCUGUUAUAUCCAAGUGAACCUCCAGGGAAACAUCAGAGAGGUUGUCACUUUAUUUGCUGAGAUUUUUUUGAACCCAGUCACAUCAUAACUAAUGUCUCACAAUUGCAUUCGAUAUUUGCUUUUUUUAGCCAUGACAAUCUAUUCAGCCCUUCUCAUUAAGGAAUCCUGAUUGUCACUGGGUUGAUUUGGUUUUUUUGGUUUUGUUUUUGUUUUGUUUUUGUUUUUUGUUUUUUUGCAUAGAAAUAAAAUGCUUAUAAUGGCACUUUAUGUAUAAGCUACUGUGUGGGUGAUUAAAUGGGUCAUUAUUUGCCCUGAAAGAGUCA
Molecule: messenger RNA, 3867 nt
Organism: Seriola dumerili (greater amberjack)
Lineage: Eukaryota; Metazoa; Chordata; Actinopteri; Carangiformes; Carangidae
Gene: josd1
Product: Josephin domain containing 1
Exons: 4
Coding region: 270-1067 (265 amino acids)
Biological process (GO): protein deubiquitination
Molecular function (GO): cysteine-type deubiquitinase activity
Source: RefSeq, a predicted model, not a curated record